GGCAGACACGGCACCGCCAGCAUAAGCUCACCAUCACCAGUAUCGUUACCAUCGUCACCACAGGGGACACAUCUAGUCAGCUUUCCAUCUCUGGAGACCGACCACGCUUAGGCAGCAGGCACUCUCUCCUCCUUGUUCUCACACCCGCCCUCUUCCUCUUCCGCCCCGCACACUCGUCCACGCGAACCGCCGCUUAGACCAACACCCGCUCACUCCUCCUUUUCCUCCGCAUCGCUUCUCCUGAACCACUUCGUCCGGUGAGGCCAGAGUCUGACCAGAGUCCCCAGACAACCUCACUUCCUCUGCCACGCCGGGCCAGACAACAUGGCAUACAACAAUAAUGCACGGGGAUACGGCGUCGACCCGCGCACAUCUCCUCGCCCGCCUCACGCAAUGCCUCACGGAGCGCCACAGGUCCACCAACCUACAGCGGCAGCCUAUGGAGCUCAGUAUGCCGGACACCCAUCAGGGAUGGUAGGAGGACCGGGACAAGCUGGAUUCGGUGGACAGCAGCAGCAGCAGCAGAACAUGGGUGCAGGUGGUGGGAUGUCCAACUAUGGCUAUGCUAACCAGGGAGGCUUCGCAGGCAAUCAGGCAUACACCCAGGGCAAUCCGUACGCGGCUCAUCAAGCCAACCUACAAGCUCAGAUCCAAGCAGCAGCAAUAGCAGCGCAAGCACAGGGUCCACCCAGCCAGCUUCAACACCCCGCAAUGCAACAAGCUCAGCAGCUCCAACAACACCAGCAGCAACUCCUAAUGCAACAGCAGUACGGCCAGAUGCAGCAAGGUCAGGGUCAGCAGAUGCAGCAGCAGCAACAUCAACAGCCGCCUCACAACCUACAUGCUCCGACAGGCUAUCGUGGUACCAGUCCUGCAGGUGGCAGCCCAGGCAAUCGCAGCCCAUCGCCAGGAGGCAUGCAGAGGGGACAGAGCCCUGGACCAGGGCAAGGCUCUGGUGGGUCUUCGCCGACGCUCGGUGGAGGUGCGUCCUUGGCAGAGAAGGGCGCAGACUACGUAUAUUUUGAGAGGUCAACUCAGGGCAUGAGCAAGAAUACUCUCGAUGCCGCCAUGGGAGCCAAGCUCAAAUUGGAGCACUUUUACAAGGUUGCGGUGGAGCAAGCAAUUGAGAGAAGUACUAGGAGAGUCGAGGUGGAGAAGAGGCUGGCAGCCGACGCAUCGACGUCGGACGAUCGAAAGGCGAGACAAUUGGGCGCGCUUGGUCGACGAGAGUCUGGGUUCUUGAGGUUGAGAAGGACAAGGCUGGGCCUGGAUGACUUCAGGACUGUCAAGGUCAUUGGAAAGGGAGCGUUCGGUGAAGUGAGACUAGUGCAGAAGGUGGACACCGGCAAAAUCUAUGCCAUGAAGACUCUGCGGAAGAGCGAGAUGUUCAAAAAGGACCAAUUGGCUCACGUUCGAGCCGAGAGAGACGUCCUGGCCGAGUCAAAUUCUCCAUGGGUGGUACAACUCUUCUACUCCUUCCAGGAUUCGGCAUACCUAUACCUCUUGAUGGAAUUCUUACCGGGAGGAGAUCUCAUGACGAUGCUCAUCAAGUACGAUACAUUCUCAGAAGACGUAACGAGAUUCUACAUCGCAGAGUGCGUUCUUGCCCUGGAAGGUAUCCACAAGCUGGGCUUCAUCCAUCGAGACAUCAAGCCCGAUAAUAUCCUCAUCGACGCCAAGGGCCACAUCAAGAUGAGUGAUUUCGGUCUCUCGACGGGAUUCCAGAAGCAGCAUGACUCGUCGUACUAUAGGAGAUUGUUCGAGGGUGCUACUACAGGAGGUCAAAACCCUCAGCAGGCGGGGAGAAAUUCGGUGGCGGUCAACUCUAUCAAUUUGACUUUGAGUAGCAAGGAUGCAAUUGCGACUUGGAAGGCCAACAGAAGAAAGCUGGCCUACUCUACAGUCGGCACACCAGACUACAUCGCGCCAGAAAUUUUCAUCCAGCAAGGCUAUGGUCACGAGUGCGACUGGUGGUCACUAGGAGCCAUCAUGUUCGAAUGUCUCUGCGGUUACCCACCCUUCUGUUCGGAGAAUGCCCACGAUACCUACAAGAAGAUUCUGGCGUGGAGAGAAACACUGCAGUUCCCCGAUGAUAUCCACUUGAGCCCGGAGGCAGAGGACAUGAUUCGAAGGUUCCUCACCUCUUCCGAAACCCGCCUAGGUCGAAACGGCGCCACGGAGAUCAAGGAGCACCCCUUCUUCGCCGGCGUCGACUGGUCCACCAUCCGAGCAAUCGACGCUCCCUUUAUCCCUCACCUCAAGAGCAUCACCGAUACUUCUUACUUUCCUACAGAGGACUAUCAGGAUGUACCCGAGGUGCCUCCUGGAGCGGAAACGGGUGUGGGGGCAAAGGAUUUGGCAUUUGUUGGAUUUACGUUUAGGAGGUAUGAACAGAAUAUGAACUUCUGAGGAGAGAGAGAGAGAGAGACGGAGCUGAGGCGAGGCGAGGCAGAGGCGAGACAGGGAGACAGGUAGGGAGAUUUGGGCGGGGGAAGCGCUAAAAGGGUUUAGUGAGGAGGAAGGAGUCUGUAGAUGAGUAGAAAGAUGACUUGGCUGAGACGAGUGAGGCGCACCACCAGACGAGUGAGGGAGGAAGAGGAGAGGAGGAGGAGUGAGGAGAAGCUGGGCGGACCAAACCUAGUAUGUUUCGCUCAUUUCGUGUCAGAAGUUCCCUUCUCCCUUGUCUCCUCUCCCUUCUCUUCUCUCCCUUCUCCUCUCUCUGUAAUCCAUCAGAUUCUAGUGUCGGCCUGUCACGCGUUG
Microstroma glucosiphilum is the source of this 2760-nucleotide messenger RNA. RefSeq names its product kinase-like protein. The record is from RefSeq and is a predicted model, not a curated record. The transcript is spliced from 4 exons. Lineage: Eukaryota; Fungi; Basidiomycota; Exobasidiomycetes; Microstromatales; Microstromataceae. Gene Ontology annotation, molecular function: ATP binding; protein serine/threonine kinase activity. Gene Ontology annotation, biological process: intracellular signal transduction; peptidyl-serine phosphorylation. Bases 325 to 2409 code for a protein of 694 amino acids.